Echinococcus granulosus is the source of this 1806-nucleotide messenger RNA. Its product is annotated as Snurportin-1. Gene Ontology annotation, cellular component: cytoplasm; nucleus; membrane. NCBI's taxonomy places the organism in Eukaryota, Metazoa, Platyhelminthes, Cestoda, Cyclophyllidea, Taeniidae. Gene Ontology annotation, molecular function: calcium-activated potassium channel activity. Gene Ontology annotation, biological process: potassium ion transport; snRNA import into nucleus. The record is from RefSeq and is a predicted model, not a curated record. The transcript is spliced from 7 exons. Bases 1 to 1806 code for a protein of 601 amino acids.
AUGGACGAAGAAGCUUCGAUUGAUGUCCUCUCUUUCGAACUGUCUACAAUGUCUGGUGUGGAAAAGGUAUCAACGAGUGUUAAGGAAACAUCGGAUUGUCCGAGAUUUUUGUUGUACAAGAACGCAGGUUAUGCAAUUGAUCAAGAACGCCGCUGGAGAGCCGAACUUGCUAAUUGUCGACGCCGGAAAAAACGCAGAGCUAAGUUUGAUGACAGUCGUGGCUUAUCUGAUCCAGAACCUACGAAAGGUAGUCUACGUUUUGGGAAGCCUGGAAGUGGUUCCAAAAAGCGCCAAUGGAAUAAACAGCAGUCCUAUCUUAUGCUUGCGGAGUGGUUUCUUUUUAUGCCCUCGAAUUUCGAAACAGAGUACCUUUUCAAAUUCUGUCCUAAAGGCCGUCAUGUCUAUGUCACUGCCGCUAAGGGUCAGACAAAUGUCUACUCCCGAACAGGUCUGUGCCUCGCGACCAUGCUGACCCGGCUGCCUGGUGGUGGUCUCGGACAAAGUUCAUCUCAGAUGCAUCGCUAUGAGACAACGUUGGAUUGCAUUAUGCUCGGAAUACCCUCUGCCACCAUGACACAUGAAGCAGAUCGAUCCAUCAUAGAUGCACCGGUUUCGCUUCCAAAUGGUAAUAUCAUCUUUAUGGUCCUCGAUCUAGUUUGCUUCAAAUCAACAUCCUACGUCCAACUGCGGUUCCAUGAACGCUGUGAAUGGUUGGAAUCGUUUCACAGGGAGCAGAUUGAGGCUUACGAACCGAACGAUAUAGCUCGGUUCGAAGUUGUCCCUGCCUACAGCUGUGAUUCGGAGACCUUGAGUUCCAUUUUCUCCUCUCCUCCUCCCUUUGAGUUGGAUGGGAUUCUGUUCUACCACGGCGACGUUUCUUACCGAACUGGCCCGACACCACUAGUGGGGUGGCUGAAGCCAUACAUGCUGCCCGAAUGGUUUCCCUCCGUGAGCGUUCAUCCCUCCUACCUGAGCGACAUGGCACCUGACUAUAAGGACUACCUCAGCGACAUUCAGCGCUACAAGGAGGCCACUCAGAUGUACUCGAACCUUGGGGGGAGGGAAAGUAAUCAUGGUAUCAAUGUGUCGAUGAUCAUGCUGAUUCCGGAUGGGCCUGUCAACCUGGGGGAUCGCAGAACCUAUGCCAGACGCGACGCCAUUGCGAGUCGGGGUGCGCAUUACUCCGCCUUUGACCAGUUUGUGGGUACCUUCUGUACUGGUCUUCUGAUCAAAACUGUGUAUAUAGUCUGCCUCACCACCCUCACCAUAUCCCUCAUCAUUGAAUGCAUCCUCAUCAAUCUCGUCAUCCUACCCUACCUGCAUGAAUCAUACUUUGAGGAGGCCACCUGCUACCUCCACUACAUUGAACCCGACAUGCCCAUGCUUAGGUGCGAGAAUAAAUGCUCAAAGGAUCGAUCUCAGUUCCCCUGUCUCAAGGUGCACGCGUUGUACGAAUGGGAAAACCGGAAUCACAGUGCCAAACUUUUCGAUACCAUUGGAACCCACGAAAAUUACAAAAAAUAUGGGUGCGUCACGUCCACGUGUUACCGUCGACCGGAGGACAACAAAUACGUGGUUGAACUCUUUCGAAUGCGUCUACUCUCGCGCGCCAAGUUCCGCUGUUUUGUCUCCGGCAAGUACCGCAGCCGUGAGGCACUGUUGAAAAAAUUUCACCGACCUCAAACCAUCUUCCAUUCGGCCUUCUGGCCAACUCUAGUCUUCUUUGUCUCUUUCGUCCUUCUCCUCGUGACGCUCUUCUUUCAUCGCUACCGAUCGUGGAAGCACCACAGUGUACUUCUAGAAUAG